Hyaloscypha bicolor E is the source of this 1407-nucleotide messenger RNA. RefSeq lists its product as uncharacterized. The record is from RefSeq and is a predicted model, not a curated record. Bases 496 to 1323 code for a protein of 275 amino acids. NCBI's taxonomy places the organism in Eukaryota, Fungi, Ascomycota, Leotiomycetes, Helotiales, Hyaloscyphaceae. The transcript has a single exon.
CAAGACCAUCGAGUGACUGGCCUGCACAACUCAACCACUCCUCCUCCAUCUCAGCGCGAGACGCAAAAUGACCUUAUCAUGAUUAACAUCAUGUUGCACAUGGAAGGCGCGUUGAAAGAUGCAUCAGAAGUCUAGCGUUUACACUUUCCAUUCCUACGAGCAAGGGAUGCGAUCUUUGGCCCACCACGCUCCUUCCCUAUACCGCGGCCUUGCUCUCCUUCAAAAGCUCUUCGCGGUCUUCAACAGAAAUUCCUCACAACAAACACCUGUUGAACCGAUAUCCAUACGACUGGCCAUCGAGACUUACCAUACCACUCGCUACUUCAUAUACCAUUCGCUUUCAAUCGAUAUUAGUCAGGCACAUCACCCGUUCGCUACGCAUUGUCCCAGCUGCACAGCAUACAAUCUCUCACAGUGUGUCAAUCGCUCUCGGUACAAUCAUUCGCUCACGAUGCAACUCAGAACUGAACUCUUUAACAAGAUGCACAGAGUUGAAUGUACCAACCCAGGACAAUUGUCCCUGCCGAGCCUGCACCACUCCUGUGUCACUGCUGCUCUGCUAACAUUGUACCAGUCAACGCUCGAACAAUCGCCACAUUCCCACUUCUCGAUCUCCCAGCCGAGCUGGUACUUUGCGUUUUUGACGUACUUGCGAAGAAGGGUGACUGGUGCACUUUGACCUGUCUUGCGCUCUCCUCCCGCCUGUUGUACCACACCUUGAAAGAACGAUACCACCCAACCCCCAUUCCACUCGAGCACAACUUCUGGCGCAGCGACGGCGCAGCUUCCGCCUAUUUGCAUGGCUGCUCGUUGUUCCAGUGUCGACGGAUAAACAAUGGUUCCGUAACCUUGGCGCAACUUAUCAAAAGCUUCAUCGGUCCUAGUUGUCGGCUCCUCGACGGAGAGUUCCCUCCUGUUUUCGUCUCGAAGAAGGUGUACGGCGAUCAGGACGGCUGUGACAACAAAAUUGAGAGAGAGCUGCGUGGAAGGAGACGAGACUUCAGAAGGAUGACUCACUACCAUAAAGGAAAGGUGAGCUCGGUUAUUGUAUGUUCCACAAUCGGUCUGUACACUCCAUCUAACGUGGUCCAGAUGACGCACCUGCUGCCAAGUCCGUUUAAUAAAGGAGAAGACUGGACCGAGGAGGUCUGGGAGAGGUGUUUGGAGUUUGAAAAGUUGGGUUGGACGAAAGAUAUGGAAGGAUACUUCGGACGAAACAUCAGAGCCUGCAAUGUCGGUAAGACCUUGGCCAGAAGGAUGGGGUACAAUGCAACUCGGCGUCAGGCAUCUGGCGGUAUUCGGAAGGGGGCCGAAACAUUAUGAGGGUGACUUUUCCGCAGGAUUCUUGUCCUAAGGGGUGACUGGACGACCUGAUCAGCGAUGUUAGUUCUAGCGAAUCACCAAUCG